This is a messenger RNA of Drosophila melanogaster (fruit fly), 2215 nucleotides long. RefSeq names its product cullin 6 (gene Cul6). The transcript is spliced from 2 exons. Bases 117 to 2129 code for a protein of 670 amino acids. Lineage: Eukaryota; Metazoa; Arthropoda; Insecta; Diptera; Drosophilidae. The record is from RefSeq and is marked reviewed.
ACCCAUUAAUAGAAUGUAUCAGUAAUAAGAUCGUACAACAGCGCAAACAAUCGCGGUACGCUGAUUGACUUCCCCUAGAAAACCAACUUCAAAUUGCAACACUAUCAUUAACAAUAAUGAAUCGGGUUAAAAGAAUAUCUAAUUACUUUGACUCUAUGCUACCCCUGAUCGAUAAUAUUUUGCAAGUAGUGAAUCAGAUCUUCGAUGAUUACACUUCCUUUGAUGGCCAAAAGCUCAUGCACUUAUACCACCUCAUUUACAAGCAGUGCGCGGCGGAGCGCAAUUGGAAUAAUCCAGCCCAGAAGAACGGGAGAAGUCUUUACAUUGUGCUAUCCGACUGCCUGAUGAAGCGACUAAAAAACAUAGCAUGGGUAAUGGAGAACCAACUCGACGACAACAAACCAAUUCGACUGAUCGCCAAAUAUUUAGAGCACUGGGUACCCUAUCAAAGGUCAUGUGAGAAACUGAACCUAGCUUGCUACCACUUCAACCGCAACUGGGUGGAACGGGAGCGGCUUAAGGGAGACAAAGAAACUUAUCCGAUAUAUCGCUUGGCCAUGAUUAGCUGGAAGGAGCUGGUCUUCGAGCCCAGCGUCACGAUUCUCGCCGCCAUUAGGCUGAUUUUGAGUCAGAUGCCCAGGGAAUACAAUAAAUCAUUGGAAUACCAAGUAUACCAGGUGCUCCAAUCCAUUGUGGAACUGUACGCCAACGAUAAGUACCAAGAUGUGUCCUUGCCUUCUAGGAUAGACAAAAUUUUCACUGAGAAGGUGAUGGAUUUCUACAAGUCAACGACGUUGCACGAAUUCCAAAAGAUCGUCGUAUCCAAUGACUACAAGGAUUUCAAGCAUUUCCUUAGGUACGCAUGCCUAGCCAUGCCAGAAAUUGAGAAUGGGACACAAUUUAAGGCAAUACUAAAAAGAUACCUCGCUGCGAGGCUGCAGGAGACGAGGCUGUCAGGCAAGGAUUAUAUCCAAGCCUUCUUGGGACUUUGUCGCGGUCCUUUGCAGCGAGCAUUGCGGGACCACACAAAAUUGGCGGAAGUCGUGGAUGCGGUGUGCAAAGAAGAAAUUAAUAGAAAGGGCCAGAUAAUUGACCCCACCCGUCUGCUUGUCACAUAUGCCAACGAACUUAUGACCAAAAGGCAGGAGUCCGAGGAAGCAAUUAUUGAUGAACUUAAACGGAUCGUUAAAUGCGUGGAGUUUUUAAGCGAUGAGUACAAAUUUAUUGACAUGUAUUUGAAAGCACUUCGGAUUCGACAAAUCAAUGAAACAUCCACCUCGGACGGCGUUGAGUCCAUAAUGUAUUCCCUUCUGAAUAAAAAAAUGGCAAACUUUGUAACUAGAUGUAUAUAUGUGCAGUUAAGAGAUGUAGAUAAGUUGAGAACCCUAAAAAAAGAGUUUCAAGAUCACUUGAAUAGCAAGGGGAUCAAGUUAGGAUUCGAUUUUCGUCCAAAAUGCUUCAAAAAUGAUGGGAGUUUUGAGAAUUUUAACCUCACGUUGCCCGACGAACUGCAGCAAGCUUGGAAGGAGUUUCGUAUUUUUUACGAAGCAAGAAAAUUACAAAGCAAGGCAAUUAUACAACUUAAUAACGAAUUAUCCUCUGGUGAGAUAACCUGUCAUUUGAAUCAGUCGGUCUAUAUUCUCGAGGUAAGCACUUUGCAAAUGGCCGUUCUGAUGCUAUUCAAUCGGCAUGAACGAUUUACGGAGCAGGAAUUGGUGACUGCUUUGGGAGUCGAGCUGGAGACCCUCCAAGAGGCAUUAAAACAGAUUAAGUUUCUGGUUUAUAUCGAAGUAAAUAAAGUAAAUUAUAUAGAAAUAAACAUGGACUUUACAAACCGGAAACGCCGACUCUUCUGCAAUGAGCCCCUGCCCAGAAAAAUGAGAAAGAUUGAAGAGAAAAGCGAAAUUGAAUUGAAAAUACGGCGAGACAAGCAAGUGGAUGCUGCAAUAGUGCGCAUUAUGAAAGGUCAAAAGCAACUGGAAUAUUCGGAAUUAAUUUCACUCGUUUAUGAGGAGCUUAAAGAUCGGGUAAAGCCACAAGUGAGUUUUAUCAAGAAAAGACUUGACUACCUGGUGGAGCGUGAAUAUUUGGAACGUGAUAAUUAUUAUAAUAUUUACAGAUAUUUGUAGUAUAGAAAAUGAAGGUAUACGAUUUUAAUAAUUUGAAAAAUAUUUUGUAUAAUUAACAAAACGAAGCAAAUAAACAAUAACAAUAU